AGUGAGCAACAGUUAGCCGUGCGUAGUUCGCGACGUUUCGGUGUGAAAUAUUUGUUUUAAUUGUGUUGUUUGUAAAACUAAAGUGAAUUGUGAUAAUUGUUUGGUACUAUUUAAUACACUCUUUGAUAUUUUUAAUGUGUCGUGACAUUAGGAGGUGUAAACAUGACGCUUUGUACAGUACCUUCUGUUAGUACACCUCAAAUGAAACAACGAAGGCCGGGUCGGCCCCCUGGAAAAAGAGUUAAUUUAAAUAGGGAGAUGCCAGGAAAACUUAGAUCAGCGGUUAGACGUAGUUUGGAUCCUUGUGACAAUUCUAAUGAUAGCGGAUUAGGUUUUGAAAAUCACGUGGAUCCAAAUCAACAACAGAAUGUAUCUGAACGAUUAACGUGGAAUAGUGAAAGAGCGGAACCAAAAAGACCCAGGAUCGACAUGAAAUUGGAAUAUCAAGAAGAAAAUAAUAAUUAUAAUUUCCCAAAAGCUGUAAAGAGUUGUAAAGAUUCAAUUUCGUUAAUAAGAACAGCACCUGUAGGAUCAGUACCUUCAUUAAGCAUAACAAAUAAUGCCGCAAGUUCUUCGGGUAGAGCUGUACCUAGGUGUGUCCCACUUUCUAGUCGACAGUCCUCAUCUGCUCCAGUAGCAUUAACAACACAACUCACAGCAACGUCUGGAUUUAUGGAUGUAUCACUAACAAUUUUAAAACAACCUGAACAACAACACAGGGCUCGAUAUCAAACUGAGGGUAGUCGAGGAGCUGUAAAAGAUAGAGAUGGAAAUGGUUUCCCCAUUGUACAACUUCAAGGAUACUAUAAGCCAGCUAUUUUACAAGUUUUUAUUGGCACUGAUGUUGGAAAGGUUGCACCUCAUAUGUUUUACCAAGCCUGUAAAGUGAGUGGAAAAAAUUCAACACCUUGCAUAGAGAAAAAAAUUGAUGGUACCUGUGUAAUUGAGCUACAACUGGACCCUACAAAAGAAAUGAGUGCGACUUGUGAUUGUGUUGGUAUAUUAAAAGAACGAAAUGUUGAUGUGGAGCAUAGGUUUCCUGAACAAUUGGGAAAUAGAAGCAAAAAAAAAUCUACCAGAUGUAGAAUGAUAUUUCGAACCACAGUGGUUCUCAAUGAUGGCACUCAAGAAACUCUUCAAGUAUGUUCACAACCUAUUGUAUGCACACAACCUCCAGGUGUACCUGAAAUUUGUAAAAAGUCUCUUACAUCUUGUCCUGCGAACGGAGGAUUAGAACUAUUUGUUUUGGGAAAAAACUUUUUAAAAGACACAAAGGUUUAUUUUCAACAAUUUGAAGAUGGGCAUGUUAGAUGGGAAAAUAGCGUUGUCCCUGAUAAAGAAUAUUUACAACAGACACAUUUUGUUUGUGUAAUACCUCCGUAUCGUAGACCAGAUAUACUUGAACCAGUUUCGGUUCGGCUAUGUGUGGUUUCUAGCGGUAAAACGAGUGAAUCCCAUCAGUUUGUAUACACCCCAGUUACUGGGGUUUUGACAAGUGUUCACUCUGAGGCUACACAGGCUUCUCCUCAGGCAACAUUUUUUAAAGGAAUGUGGCAAACUUCUUUAAGUAAGAGAGAACAGGAUUUGGAUAUGAUGCCACCACCAGAAUCCAGUCUGGUACCUUUAUCCAAUCGUCGAUCAUCUAUUAGUAUUUCUUCUAAUGAAAUUCAUUCGCCCCCAAUACACAGUCUUAAACAAGAGUACAUUGAUGAAAGCAGUAAUAGUUCUAUAAUUGACUCAAUGGACAUACGACAUGAACGAUACAGACAUAUUUCAGAAAGUUCUCUGGAUGUCCACCAUGGCGAUUCCAACAUGUCCAUGAUAAAUGAUAAUUCUAUUGAUAUGGUGCAUCAUAGUUCAAUGAUGGCUAAUUCUUUAAAUGAUAAUUCUAAUUUAAGUAUUAAUGAUGACAGUGUUGAUACAAUUGUACGAAGGAACUCAUUAAGUAGACCAAUAUUAUCUACACUUGGAGACAACUCACUUGAUGUGAAUUCAAAUAUGUCCACAUUUAAUGAAGAUAGUUCUUGCAGUGCAGUUAUGCAAAGUAGCAAUUCAGUUGUUACAGAUAGACUUGUAUUGUCAGAACCUGUUAUUCAACAAAACCUAAUUAACACAACUGAAAAGGUUAUUGAUUUACGUAUGAAAAUGCCUGAUCUAAUGAAUUCCAACACUCCAUCAAUGGCAACACUGCAUAGAUUUGGAAUGAUAGAAAAUACAAAUAAUACUUUACCAACUCAGUCUGCUCAAAGUAUUGAAAAUUAUCUUACGAGAAUUGAGACCCCUAAAAAUUUACUUUCACUAAAUAACAUUCCGGAUUCAUCAAAUUUACAGAAAUCUUUAACCGAACAUUUUUCCAGUAACAAAUUAUUGUCUUCUCAAACAAGUAAUGUUUUAACAACUACCACUCAAGCCUUGCCCCAUUUCGUAAACAGAAAUUUAAACCGUCCUGUUUAUUUAUCAUCUGAACGCCAAUUUCUAACAAACUCAACACACCCUGAUACAUCGUGUUUAGUGUCAAAAAGUGAAGCGGCAGCUGUAGGAGAAAAUACUUUAAUAGAACAAACCACAACAAUCACUUCCACUACAUUAACAUCAGCUAUAGAUUCCGCCAUUCCAACACUAAUUAACACGGACAAAUUGGAUGCCCUUGUUAAUUCAACAGUGGAAUCUCACAUAGGAAGUCCUAACAAUACUAGUACUGUUUCAAACAAAUUGCCCGUAGUUUCUACAUCAUCCAAUAUUAUAAUUUCCUCUCAAGAUGUAAUGCUUAAUAAUCAAAACUCACUUUUGGUUCCUAAUAUUAUAAACCCUCAAAUGUCUUCCCCAGUUGAAGAGAUAAAUCCAACUUCCACUAUUCCUCCAGAAGUAAUUUUAAAUACACAAAUAUCCCCAAGUCUCAUGUGUCACAAUUCAAACUCUCUUUCUCAAGAUACGCUAUUACCCGCCAGAAUUUCAUCUGUAACCCAGCAAAGCUUGCUUUCUUCAACACCAGUUUCUACUAAUAAUACUUUGGUUCAACCAAUAGUCACUACAAGCUUGGGUCUUGCCACUGAAUCCGAAAAAGCUGUUUUGUUGGAAGCUGCUGUUGACUUUUUACAAACACAAAAAAAAAUCUGCGAAUUGGCUACAAUUACAAGUUCAAAAAGUGAUAUGUUAUCUAUAUCAUCGACAAUUCCAAACACAGUAACAACAAACGAAUCAAUAAGUCAAUUACAAGGAAAUGAUGAAAACAGUUUUGUGUCGUCUCAAUUCACCACUGCUCCAUCAAACAUGGUUUUAAGUAAAUCCGUUACUGAAGACUGUAAGUCAGAUUUUGGCAUACCAAUUUCAGUAAAAGAAAUUUCUAACACAGUUUCAAGUGAAAAGAAAAAUGAAGACCGUAUGAUUCCUCAAUCUUUUACCUCACUUACUGAAAAUGAAUUGAUCAACUUGAUAAAUCCAAGUUGUUUCGAUCAAGGUAAUGCUAAUUAUCAGUAAAGUAGUAUUUUGAUCAUUAAAGCACUUAUUUAACCAAUAUGUAGAAGUAUAAAUGUUUCAUUAUAAAAAAACACAUGUAUAUUGUAUAUAUUGUAUUAACAAUUAAACCCAAUAAAAUAUGAAUUCCAUGAUUGCCAUUUUUAAAUCAUUCUUCAUUAACAUCUUGAUGCAUAUAACCUUAACAAUAACAAUACCGGAUAACAAUAUUAACAAACAGUUAGUAAAUGAGUGUAUGUAUCUCAUUUCGUCGCCAUUUAAAAGGUAUAAAGUAACAAAUUUAAAACAGGAUAUAACAUAUUGAUUAAGGUAUUUAUUUUUAAAUCCUUAUAAAAUAAUAUUAUUAUAUUAAGGUUAUCCAUUUAAAU
Molecule: messenger RNA, 3842 nt
Organism: Brassicogethes aeneus
Lineage: Eukaryota; Metazoa; Arthropoda; Insecta; Coleoptera; Nitidulidae
Source: the annotation of a GenBank genome assembly